AUGUCAUGGCUUAAAAAGCACAAUCCCCAGAUCUCAUGGGAAAAGCAUACACUCGUUUUUAACUCAUCCUAUUGUUCCAAUAAUUGCCUAUCUGUACCCACUGUCUUAGAACUCAAGGCAGUAGAGGAAAUACCACUCCCGUACCAAGAAUUCUCUAGGGUGUUUUCAGAGGAAGAAUCCUCAAAAUUGCCACCUCACCGCCCAUAUGACAUUGCUAUUGAGUUGCUCCCUGACGCAAAACCCCAACACGGCCCCAUUUAUAGCCUAGGGCCAAGGGAAGACGCUGAACUAAAGGAAACCAUUGAAAAACAACUUAAAGCAGGUCUGAUCCGCCCAUCCAAAUCUCCCAUGGCAUCUCCAAUAUUAUUUGUCAAAAAGAAGAACGGGAAAUUACGCAUGUGCGUAGACUAUCGACAGUUGAAUAGCAUGACCAAGAAGAACGCUUAUCCCCUGCCCUUGCCACAAAACCUUAUCAAGAAACUACAAGGUGCUAAGAUCUUUAGUAAAUUUGAUCUUAGGGCAGGCUACAACUUAGUCCAAAUUAGAGAAGGCGAUGAGUGGAAAACCGCUUUCAAAACUAAAUACGGAUUAUUCGAAUACUUGGUUAUGCCUUUUGGAUUGACAAAUGCGCCGGCAGCCUUUCAAGACAUGAUGAACAAAAUAUUCAGAGAUCUUUUGGACGUUUAUGUCAUCAUCUACUUGGACGAUAUUCUGGUCUUCUCUCUGAAUGAAAAAGAUCAUGAAGCCCAUGUGCAAGAGGUACUCAAAAGGCUGCAGGAUAAUGACCUUUUUUGCAAUAUUGAGAAAUGCCAUUUUCACGUCAAGAAAAUCGAUUAUCUAGGGUUUAUCAUAUCUGAAUUUGGUAUAGAAGUCGAUCAAUCUAAAGUCACAGACGCCCUGAAUUGGUCAACACCUAAGAAUGUCAAAAACAUCCAAGAAUUCUUAGGAUUUGUGAACUUCUAUAGGCAAUUUAUCCCUAAUUUUGGAAAUAUGGCACGACCACUGUACAAUUUGCUCAAGAAAGAUAGUAAUUGGAGAUGGGAAUCAGCAGAACAACAAUCUUUUGACGGCCUUAAAAAAUGUCUUACUUCAGCGCCCUUGCUUUUACAACCUGACACCACAAGACAAUUUUAUGUGGAAUGUGACGCAUUGGAUUAUGCCACUGGAGCAAUACUAUCCCAGCGCAACCUUGAAGGGAAAUUGGCCCCUGUAGCCUACCUAUCCAAGUCGUUAUCCCCAGCUGAGAAAAACUAUGAUAUCUUUGACAAAGAAUUGCUAGCGGUUAUUAGGGCAUUUAAGGAGUGGCGUCAUCUGCUGGAGGGAUCCGAAGUACCAGUCCAAGUCCUAACGGAUCAUAAGAACUUGGAAUACUUUUCCACAUCACAGUCCUUGAACAAACGUCAAAUCAGAUGGGCAAACUUCCUAGUAGACUACAAUUUCCAGAUCAUUUACAGACCAGGAGCACAGAAUAAAAAAGCUGAUAUCCUUUCACGACGCUACAAUUUAGUACCCCUUGAAGGGGGGGUAGAGAACCAGGUUCUCCUGAAACCGGAACUUUUCAUUGCAUCUAUUACUCCGGAUCAAGAGAUCAAUGACCUAAUCGGUGAAGCUAUUUACGAGGAUGACCGUCUGAAAGAAAUUCUGCACAAACUCCAGAACAAAGAAAAGGUCUUAGACUGGGAAUUGAGAGAAGGUUUACUAUGGUGUCAAGGAAAAAUAUUCGUACCAAAAGAUGACACUAUUAGGAACCUCAUCUUGGAAUCUAGGCAUGAUGCACUAGCGGCAGGACAUCCAGGACAAGCUAGAACAUUGGAACUUGUCUCAAGGAAUUAUUAUUGGCCAUCCAUGAAAAAGUUUGUCAACUCUUAUGUCAGCCACUGUGAAACAUGUAUUCAAUCAAAACCAACCAAUCAGGCACCAGUAGGACUGUUAAAGCCAUUACAGAUUCCCGAACGCCCUUGGGAAGACAUUGCCUAUGACAUGAUUGUAGGACUACCAAUCUCAGAAGGUUUUGACGCCAUCCUCACUGUCAUUGACCGUUUCUCAAAAAUGGUUCACUUCAUUCCCACUCAAUCCACGGCGUCAGCUAUUGAUAUUGCCAACCUCUUUAUCACGUAUAUAUGGAAAUUACACGGUCUUCCCAGAAGUACGGUUUCAGACAGAGGCCCCACAUUCAACGCCAAGUUCAUUCGUCACUUAUAUAAAAGGCUGGACAUCAAACCCACAUACUCCACAGCCUACCAUCCGCAAACAGAUGGACAGACAGAACGAAUACAACGGGAAGUUGAAAUUUUCAUCCGUAUGUUUGGAAACCACCGCCAAUCAGACUGGGUAUCCCUACUUCCUUUAGCAGAGUUUGCGCUCAACAACCUUAAGCAAUCUUCCACGGGUAAAUCUCCGUUCCAAAUAUGUUAUGGUCUAAACCCCCAAUUCUCUGUGGGUCAGAAAUCAGACGAGUCUACCCCAAAUGCAGAUGAACAUGCAGAGUUUUUGGAAAAAGGCUAUGAUGAGGUUAGGGCAGCACUGUCAUUAUCGCAAGAACGGAUGAAAUACUUCUACGAUCAAAAGCAUAAGGAAGAAGAAGAAAUCCAAGUAGGGGAUAAAGUUUGGUUAAGCCAUCAGAACAUAUCUACUGAUAGGCCGUCCAUCAAACUUAGCCAUAAAAAGUUAGGCCCUUACCUAGUGAUUGAGAAAAUUGGAUCGCACGCAUACAAGCUACAACUACCCCACACAAUGCGCAUACAUCCAGUCUUCCAUAUCAAUCUUCUAACCAAGUUUCACCCCAACCCUCAUGGCCGUGAUCCUCCUCAACCUGCACCCACUAUCACAGAAGAAGGUGAGGAAGAAUAUGAAGUUGAAAGAAUCCUGGACAGCAAAUGGAAAGGGCGUGGCAAAUCAAAAAAACUCUGGUAUUUAGUCAAGUGGAAGGGAUACAACAAAGGAAGCAACUUGUGGGAACCAGUGGAUAAUGUGGGUAACGCUCAAGAAGCCAUAGAAGAAUUCCACAUGGAACACCCUGAUGCAGUUAGAGCUUGA
Molecule: messenger RNA, 3036 nt
Organism: Rhizoctonia solani
Lineage: Eukaryota; Fungi; Basidiomycota; Agaricomycetes; Cantharellales; Ceratobasidiaceae
Product: Retrotransposable element Tf2 protein
Exons: 1
Coding region: 1-3036 (1011 amino acids)
Biological process (GO): DNA integration
Molecular function (GO): nucleic acid binding
Source: RefSeq, a predicted model, not a curated record